CCGCUGCAAUAAAGGCAGAUAGCGGACCAUGGGGAGCAGGGGAAAAGUUUUUAUACUGACAUGUCAGCGCAAUGACUUUUGAGAAACAUCUAACAGGGACGAGGCUCCCGGCGUGAGGAGGACAGGGCUCUUUACGGGAAGAAAUAAGGAGCUCUUGCCAUCUGCCGGGCUACGGGAACUGAAAAGCAAGACGGCAAAAGAGUUGAGACCAGUCCAAGAAUCAGCGGUGGAAAAUCCAGUUUAGCCAUUUAAUUUGAAAGAUGAGCUUGUUGUCUGCCAUAGACACGAGUGCCUCCGUGUACCAGCCUGCGCAACUUCUCAACUGGGUCUAUCUCUCCUUACAAGACCCCCACCAGACCAGCGCUUUUGACGCGUUCAGACCAGAACCCAACUCUUCCCACCCCGAUCUCAGCUUCAGCAAGACUCCCGGAGCGGCGGAGUUGAGCUCUUCCCUGAACUCCAACUAUCUCAACAACUUCUUUCAGCUGCAGCGGAAUGAGGCCUUAAACAACAACGUAUAUAAGAAUGUGUCACCCUAUGGCUCCCUGAACAACAUCGUGGAUGGACUCAACUCCCUGACGGACCAUUUCUCAGACCUUUCCCUUUCUUCAGAGCCGAGAAAACCCAACAAAAGGCCCCCGCCCAACUACUUGUGCCACCUGUGCUUCAACAAGGGCCAUUACAUCAAAGACUGCCCUCAGGCCAGACCCAAAGGUGAAGGGCUGACACCCUACCAGGGGAAGAAGAGAUGCUUUGGAGAGUACAAGUGCCCUAAGUGUAAGAGGAAGUGGAUGAGUGGCAACUCGUGGGCCAACAUGGGACAAGAAUGUAUCAAAUGCCACAUCAACGUCUAUCCACACAAACAGCGCCCUUUAGAGAAGCCGGAUGGCCUGGAUGUUUCUGACCAGAGUAAGGAGCACCCACAACACCUGUGCGAGAAAUGUAAAGUCCUGGGCUACUACUGCCGCCGUGUGCAAUAAUCAUCGACUCCGAGUCAGAGAGCACCUUUUGUGUCCCAAGUCCUGUCGCUCUUCCUCCAUCGAGGCUGUUAACUUCCUCCCUGCCCAGUCCACACCCAGGUUUCCCUCAUCCCUGCCCUGCACACAACAUGGCGUCCUUUCCUCCUCACGUUUUCCCCUCUGUCUUUCAGAAGCCUCAAAUAUAGAUGGUAGCUCUAAUCCCCUCUUCUCUUUGAUUCCUUUCCUCUCCAACCACAGCAAAUAAACCUUCUGUCCCUCUGCUUAACCCCCACCCCCCUGUGGAACACAGAUUUUAUUCAUUAUGCCUUUUUUUUCCCAUUGACAGUAUUGAUGAUUACAUCCAGGAAUGAGAGGAACACGUUAACAUAGGAUCAUAUCUGUUUAAGUGCUCUUCAUCAAAAGCAAAAACUUACCAAAAUCAGUGACUUUUGUGUGUCUCAUGUAUCAGAAACCAUAUAACCCCACUGAUCCAACUCGAUGUUUAACAACGUCUAAUCAUCGUAAUGAUGAAUUAGCAACAGGCAUGUAUUUGGUGUCACUGACAGUAUUUGGUCUCAAUAGAUUACCUCACCUUGGCGUUUGUUGGCUUUGUGUUUACAGAGAUCUGCCUUUCAUUUCCCUGCCAAGUGAAGUGUGUGCUAAUGUGAUGAACAUUUUAACCUGGGCCUCUCACAAUGGUUUAAUGUAUAGGAGGCCUGUGACGUCUUGCCGUAUUAGGGUCAACAGCACAUCUUAUUAUAACUGUGAAUUAACCAAGGGAUAAAGUGCCAUACAUCCCUAGCUUACAUUUGGCCUAUUUAUUUUCUUGUUGUCUAGUGUGCAAUUUGAAUUUUAACUGGGACAUAAAGAAAUGUUUUUUUUUUUGUAUGUUUGUAUAUCACAUUAUUGUGUAACUGCUUCCACGUGUCUUUAGAAACUACUGUAGGUUCAGUUGCGUAGUCGCUCCUCGUCUAGAUUUAGUGCGUUGCUAACAGAUAAGGUUUCAGUCAUCCUCCCUAGAGUAUUUUUGUUGCCACACAAAUUCUCUAUUAUCUAUAGUUUUAGAUAGGUACAGAUGUCAGAUAGGUAAGUUGCGUUCAGUUGAAAUCACAAGAAGGUCAACUGAGAAGGAGCCAUAGGAAAACAACAAUAGUUUCAGUAACAGUUAUCUCGCCACCCACAGUCUCUUGCCAGUGCCGAAUAUUCUAUUCUUUUUUAAAGCAGUUGAAAAAAUGAACUGCUUGCCAUAAUUUAAUUAGCAUUAUGAAACAUGACUUUAGAGGUUAAACUGUUCACAUGUAAAGCCUGAUUAGAUUUAGAAUUAGUAAAAUACAAAGGAGAUGUUUGUUUGGAAGAGGUUCAGAAAGACAUUUAAGAUCACAUUUUAGUGCCAAUUGAUGCCUGGCAGCCUUAGUGGAGUCAGUGAAGCUAAAUGGAAACAUUUCCAAGGGCUUGCACCCUUCAAAACUAUGUCCAACAGCUGAUUGCUGCAUAAAGAGUGUCCAGAGAGAGGUGAAGCUUUGGAGAAUCGCAAUGAUUUUUAGGUUGGUUGAGAGAAAAACAAUAGGAUUUAAUAUACAGUAGAAGGGCUGAUUUGUGAUGUGGUGAUGCUGAAGAUUCAAGGAUAUUGAAAGUGGUGAUAAGUAUAAUAAGUUUACACUCGCAUUCAUUUUUAUGGGGCCUACAAUUAUAAACCAAUGUCUUUAAAGAAAGAGAAGUGCACAUCCUGUUUACAUAGAUCACUGUGCAGACCUAAAGCACUACAGAGGAAAUUAAUGUAGUUUUGACUUUUUAGAAACCUGCCUUUCAAGGAACCUUGUUAUAGGAAUUGUGAACUAUUUUAUAUGUACUGUAUUUCUAGCCUUAUAGAAGCUGGUUGACUAUAUUUUAUACUGUAAUAUACUGUAUGUGCCUUAAAAAGAUUUAAAUCCCUCUGAAGUAUCAAGACUAGGAGGCCAUUCGAAAUUUGGAAAAGACGUAUGGGGACAGGCUCAGAGUUGGAGUAAUAUAUGUGCAUGUGGUAACUGUGGUGCAUAAGAAGUUUAAUGCAGGUUCGAUAUGUGACAAAGGACAAGAAUAUGACAGUUCCUCUAUUAGCAGUUUGAACUGGCAUGGUGGGUGUUCGCUUCAACAAGGUUUGCUGAGUUGGAGGCACAGGCUGAACCAGCAUUCCCAGCUGGCAAUAACAAUCCUCCUGUGGUCUGUUGUCAUGGAGUAUCAACAGAGACGUUAUUCCUCAGUCGAUCCUCACAACAGAACGGAGUCGCACAUCAAACUGUGGACCUCACUCUUUGUUUUUUCUAUCUAUUGUAGUUAUGUUUAUCUAAGGAACCAUGGAUUUUCUCAAGAAAUAUACAUGGUCACUUGCCUUAGUGGGAGAGAUUGCAGUGGCUGAUAAUGGUACCUUACAGUUCUGGGAAAUUAUCAUUUAUCCCACCUCUAAAGUUAAAGGGGCACUCCAGCGAGUUAGUACUGAAGUUCCACAAAGUUAAGAGGCAUCCAGGAGACACUAAAGAAAAGUCUAAAUCAAUGCAGCAGAGCCUGAGAUAUCCUUGCUUUUAGGCCUUUGUAUGUCUCAAGCUUGGAUCCUACCUUUCCCAUAAUGCAACUUAAUAGCAUCUGUCUGGUAAAUGCAUACACGUUUAAAACUCCACACCCCCCGUUUGUAACACAGGCUUUUUCUUAAAAAUGUGUCUCCACGCCCAAGUGGAGAUAGCCAUGAUGACAUCACCCUGACAUCAUCAGGGCUAUUUCCUCAGACUCGACAAACCUCCUCGCGAGCCACAAAAGACAUUAUACAACUGUCUUUCGCACUCAGCACAGGACUCCCUGUGAUAAGUAACCUGAACUUCAGGAGUGAUUGGUGAAGUGCCCCUUUAAAAGAUAGAAUUGGCAGUUGCGCUUAAUCCAAAAGAAAGGUUCUCCUUAUGGCCCCGCCACUGCUGGGAACAAUCCAUAUCUCUUACUGUUAACAUCGUCUUUCUUUUGCUUUCUUUUGUGUGAUGAGACUAACCUAACAGGUCUUUACAUCUGAACCUUAUUGUCAUACAAUGUGGCUCCAGUGAGAGGAAAAGAUACCAAUGAUGCCUUAUAACUAACCUCAUAAACAAGUAACAACAUUAUAGUGAUUCACAGACUUCUGGUAAAAUAGAAAUGAGAAAUCCUGUUGAAGAGUUCGAUUCCGCCCUGAGACAUGUUAUGAGGAGGCCAUUUUAAAUGGCAAAUCAAGAGCCAAUGGAAGCAGCUGAUACAAUACAUUUGAAAAAAAGAAAUCACUGCUUUCAGACGUAGUGUCUUGAAUUACAUAUACUUGACUUUUCUAGUACCUUUUCAGUUCAAAUUUGUUAUUUUCUAUGAAUGAGAUGUGUAUUUUGGAACACUUAAUAGAUGUUGAAAAUUUUAAAGCAAUCUGCAAAAACUCAAGAGUUAUUUCCCUGACAAAGAUAGACUGUUUUAUGUAUAUAUUUGAUGGCCAUCAUUUUCAAGGAUAUUAGCUCUUUUGAAGCAUUAUGCAAUAUUGAAGCUUUUUUUUGUGUGUGUGAAGAAGGGCCUAUUGCUGAGAAAUAAACAAAGCUGGGAGUUUUUUUGUUUUUUCUUUAUGUUUUACAAUAAUCUGAGGGGUUAUCCUGCAGAAAUAUUUAUGGAAAGAUUUUUUACAACACUUUUUGUAUAGAAUAUGCAACAAAGUUACACUAAGAAGGAAAUAUUGAUGUCUACAUAGAAUAUUAUUAAAAAAAAAACAGCUGGUACAUAAUUAAUACCCUUUCUCAAUUAUAAGCCAUUGUAUUUUUGUGUUUUGUUUUAUGAUGUUAUCAGUGUUGAAUAACCCACAAUGUUAUUCAGUUGCUAUCUGUAACUAAUUGUGAGCUGCCAUUUACAUCCAUAGAGUCGCAUGUAUUCAUUUUGUAAACAGUAACUACAAUAUUAUGAAGAUAUGUUGUGUUAACAUGCAGAAAUCUUUUUUUUUUUUUUAAUAAUUAGUGACGGAUACUCACCACUGUAUAAGCACGUUAAACUGUGAGAUGUAGUUUGCUUAAAGCAGCAAUGACAAGAAACUAUUAUAAAAUGUUAUGGUGUUAUUAGUAGUUUAGGGAGUGUAUACUUUUUGUCAAGAAAGCGUGUGUGACAAAGAACUAUUUUAGAGUUUGCAUGUGCAUGUGUUUGGUUUGGAAAGAAAUAUUAUUUUGUGCAAUGUAUACUUAUUUAAAUACUUUACGGUAGUUUUCUUCAGUACAUGCUGUUAACGUUAUCAGCAACUUCUGAUUGUUAUUAGGCGUGAAGUAUUUCAUUUACUGCUAGUGUAGCCUCUAUGAAUAAUACAUAUUUACUGAAUGUAAUGUGUUAACACUUAUGUGGUCAAUUUGGAAAGUUAUGUUUGUAUUCUUUGCUGUCUGUAUCACUUGAGAUGUUUGUAAUGCAAUAUUGCAAUAAUGUAAUAUUUGAAUUGGACAGAACACAGGCGUGAGGUUGGGAAGACAAUGAUUUUGGGAAACAAGGACAGUCAUGGUUUAGAGAGUAGACCACAGGUCUGUUUUUCAUGUCCAUAAAACGGCAUUCCAAAAUGUGCCUUAUUUGUUAGUUGGGAAAACAUUUUAGUUCUAUAGAGCUGUCGAAGGUUUGAUGAAUAAAAGUCAUAUUGAAUUAGGA
Messenger RNA from Seriola aureovittata, 5606 nucleotides. It is a transcript of the gene zcchc24, whose product is annotated as zinc finger, CCHC domain containing 24. The coding region runs from base 261 to 980 and encodes 239 amino acids. Lineage: Eukaryota; Metazoa; Chordata; Actinopteri; Carangiformes; Carangidae. The record is from RefSeq and is a predicted model, not a curated record. The transcript is spliced from 4 exons. Gene Ontology annotation, molecular function: nucleic acid binding; zinc ion binding.